CGUAAUCCCAAAUGUAUAACGAAAAUCUCGCAGUACAAAGAUUGGCACACUUCUCGUGGAUCCAUCACUGGGAAAUAUUACAUUUUAUAGGUUCAUCCCGGCCAAAUCAUUAUUUGUUAAUUAAUUAAUUAUAAUUUGUCUAAAAAUGAAUCGACAUGGAAAGGAAGACAGUGACAACUUCGGGGGGCAAGUAGGUCAAGGAGAUCGUGAACAAUGUCACACUUGUGGGGGCAGUGGAUCAGUUGAGGUCAAGAAAAGCAGGUCAUAUUUCUCCUGGGGUGGCAAAGGUGGGAAGGGGGCAGAUGGGGCGCAAGAUGGUCAAAAUGGGGGUUGGUUUAGGGGUGGGCGAGGAGGCAAUGGGGCUGACAGAAGUCAAGAUGGACGAGAUGGAAGCAAAUAUUAAGAGGGUGGUGUAAAUUGAUAGGAUUUCUGACGGAUUUUCAAUUUAUUAUGUUCUAAAUUUUUGUCAUUCAGAGUAGUAUGUUGUAAAUAAAUAUAUAUAAAAUAUAUAUAAAAUGCAA
Molecule: messenger RNA, 521 nt
Organism: Folsomia candida
Lineage: Eukaryota; Metazoa; Arthropoda; Collembola; Entomobryomorpha; Isotomidae
Product: mesenchyme-specific cell surface glycoprotein
Exons: 2
Coding region: 146-403 (85 amino acids)
Source: RefSeq, a predicted model, not a curated record